Molecule: messenger RNA, 942 nt
Organism: Dentiscutata erythropus
Lineage: Eukaryota; Fungi; Glomeromycota; Glomeromycetes; Diversisporales; Gigasporaceae
Source: the annotation of a GenBank genome assembly
AUGUUGUUCUCAAAGAGAUCAUCAAUAAGUAAUACUACGUUGACAAAAAAAAUAUUCAUCUUAAUCACAUUUUUCUACUUUGUUGAACAAGCUUUCGCACACGGAUAUGUUGUUGAUCCAAGAAUCCGAAUGUUCAGUUUCGAUAACGACAUUUUGCAGAUGACAGCUGGUCCAACAACUGAACAACCAUGUUCCGGUUAUGAGGCAGGUCCCAUCGUUGCAACUUAUCUACCUGGCCAACUUAUUCCUAUAACAUGGACAAUUUUUACUGCUCAUGGAGGCAGCUGCAGUGUUCAACUCUCGACAAAUGGCAAUGAUACUGAUUUUCAAGAAUUAAAAUCUUAUUCAAAUUGCGCUGAUGAAAUUGGAACGUUUAAUGAUACUGUACAGUUACCAGCUGGAGUAACGUGCGAUAAAUGCACUUUCAGAUGGGUGUGGAAUUCGGCAUUGAAUGAUGAAUUGUAUUUACAAUGUUCAGAUAUUAAUAUUAUAGACGAAAGUAAAAAGUCUACGGAAACCGUGUCACCUAUAACUACUUUGCCAAUUUCAACGACUAUAUCAACAACUUCGAUGACCACAACGACUAUAUCAACAACUUCGAUGACCACAACGACUAUAUCGACAACUUCAAUAACCACAACGACUAUAUCAUCAAUUUCAAUGGCCACAGUGACUCCCGGCUCUACCACUACCAUAGCUCCAAAAUUCACAUCUUCAAUUGCUACACCUACAAAAAAAGAUAAACCAUGUACGCGUAGUUCAAACAAUUAUAGACCAUACGCAACAGUGCACCGAUCAAAAAAGAAAAAUUGUUCAAAAAAGUAUAAAUAUAUAAGACAUUAUAGACAUGAUCGAUCAAGAAAAUGGUCAGAGUAUCAUUAUAGACAUGAUCGAUCAAGAAAAUCGUCAGAGUAUCAUAAAGAGAAAUUUGAUUACUAUUAG